Molecule: messenger RNA, 1309 nt
Organism: Eupeodes corollae
Lineage: Eukaryota; Metazoa; Arthropoda; Insecta; Diptera; Syrphidae
Gene: l(3)72Dr
Product: gamma-glutamyl hydrolase
Exons: 5
Coding region: 163-1101 (312 amino acids)
Biological process (GO): tetrahydrofolylpolyglutamate metabolic process
Cellular component (GO): vacuole
Molecular function (GO): gamma-glutamyl-peptidase activity
Source: RefSeq, a predicted model, not a curated record
UUUUUCUUUUUGGUUAAACGUUUGUCGGUCGGUCCGUCGCAAACGUCCAUCACGUCGUUUUGGCUUCUCACCGGUCGGUUGGUUGGUCGUUCAUCAGACCUUGCUGUGAUUUAUAUUUAUUUAUUUUUUCAUAAUUAUAUUUAUUUUCAAAACAAUCAAAAAAUGGAAAAUCAAAGACCAAUAAUUGGAAUACUUUGUAUAGAUGUUGCAUCAAAAAUCUACGAAUUGUAUGGGCCAGAAGUUAAGAGUUAUAUUGCAGCUUCUUACGUGAAAUUUCUAGAAUGUUCAGGUGCCCGAGCUGUUCCUAUUUGGAUCGGAAAAGAUGAACAAUACUAUCAGGACAUCAUGCACAAAAUAAAUGGAAUUUUACUACCCGGUGGAGCAGUUUUCUUUGAUUCACAAUAUAAUAAAAAGCCUGAACACACUAACAAAUGUGUGAGAAGUUCUGAAUUAAUUUAUCGAAUUGCAAUUGAAAUAAAUAAAAGUGGAAUUUAUUUUCCACUUUGGGGAAUAUGUUUAGGAUAUGAAUUACUACUUUACCAUUCAUCCAAACAAAAGCUUAUUCGAGGAGAUUGUACGAAAUUAAAUAAAUCAAUGGUGUUGGAAUUGGAAAAAGAUUUUCAGACAUCAAAACUCUUCAAAAAUUUAACACCGGAAAUGGAAAAAGAUCUAAGAACGGAACCAUUUGCAUUCCAUUUCCACCAAUUUUGCAUCACCAAAGAGGACCUAAGUACAUAUAACAUAGAUGACCAAUGGAGAAUAACUUCUGUAAAUCGAGACGAUAAUAACAUUGAAUUUAUAUCCACCAUUGAACAUGUUAGAUAUCCAUUUUAUGGAGUUCAAUUUCACCCGGAAAAAGUUAUAUUUGAAUGGAGUUUAAAUGAUAAUAUUAAUCAUACAGAAAACUCUGUGAAAUGUGCUCAAUAUUUGUCUAAUUUUUUCGUAUCUGAAUGUCGGAAAAAUUCAAAUUCUUUUUCGACGAAAAAAGAAGAAGAUCGACAUCUUAUUUAUAAUUUUCCUAUUGAAUUUACUGGUAUAAAAGAUUCAAAAUUUGUACAGUGCUAUUUAUUUUGUGAUAAAAGUGACUACAUAGAACUUUAGGUAGUAAGUUCUUAGUUUAAUUUAAUUUUAUUUUAUUACUUAUAUUAUUUUAUUAUUUAUUUAAACUAAUUUGGAUGCAACUAAUCAGAAAUGUUAUGUGAUAUGAUAUUAUUGUGAUACUAGAUUUCACACUACUUUUACAAUUAAAUUAUUUUUAUUUUAUAGACAAAUAUUUUUAAAGUUAAAUAAAUUAAAUUCAAUGUUGUUA